GGCGUCCUGUGUGUGGAUGCCUGCCUGUGUGUUGGAUGUGUGUGUGUGGGUUGAGUGUGACACAUGAGUUGCGACUCAAAAGGAGUUGGGGGGCCGCUGGAAGAGAGAGACAGAGAGAGAGCGAGAGAAGGGGAGGGAGGGAGGGAGAAAGAAAGGGAGGAGGGGGAAAAUAAGCCAUUUUUUCCCCAAGCCCGCCAUACCAAGUUGCAUCUAAACCCACCACCAGCCUUAUUGAUUCUGCAAAAACGGAACAUUUUCUCCCCCCUCUCUUUCCUCUUAGCUUAUCCCCCCUCUCCUUUCCUUCCCACACCCAAAAAUAACUGGGCUUUUUCCCCACCACGUUUCCUUAUUCACUGGGCCACCGAAAUAGAAUCAGAAACUUUUUAUUAUAUUUGAAGAAUCUGUCCAAAGUUUCCCCGGUGUGUGAGGUUUUUUUUCUCUCUCUCUCCCCCCCUUUCUCUUUCCCUCCCACCUCCCGGGACUUCCUCCCUCCUCCCUCUUUGGACCUACCCAACAUUUUGAGCAAAAGGCAUCAUCCCCAGCCAUGAACAAGCUCUACAUCGGGAACCUCAACGAGAACGUGACUCCCGCGGAUUUGGAGAAAGUCUUCAACGACCACAAGAUUUCCUUCUCGGGCCAGUUCCUGGUGAAGUCUGGCUACGCCUUUGUCGAUUGCCCAGAUGAGCAAUGGGCCAUGAAAGCCAUCGAAACUUUUUCGGGGAAAGUGGAGCUGCAUGGAAAACAGCUUGAGAUUGAACACUCAGUACCUAAAAAGCAAAGGAGCCGGAAAAUUCAGAUUAGAAAUAUUCCCCCUCAACUACGAUGGGAGGUUUUGGAUGGAUUGCUAGCCCAGUAUGGUACUGUGGAAAACUGUGAACAAGUGAAUACAGACAGCGAGACAGCGGUUGUCAAUGUCACCUACUCCAACCGAGAACAGACCAGGCAAGCCAUCAUGAAGCUCAAUGGACACCAACUGGAAAAUCAUGCACUGAAGGUUUCCUACAUCCCUGAUGAACAAACUGUGCAGGGCGCAGAGAAUGGGCGUCGAGGAGGUUUUGGGAACCGGGGUGCCCCCAGGCAAGGUUCUCCUGUGGCUUCAGGAGCCCCUGUGAAGCAACAGCCAGUAGACAUCCCCCUCCGACUUCUUGUUCCCACCCAAUACGUGGGAGCUAUUAUUGGCAAAGAAGGUGCCACCAUCCGCAACAUAACCAAGCAGACACAAUCUAAAAUUGAUGUGCACCGGAAGGAAAAUGCUGGGGCAGCAGAGAAAGCAAUAAGCAUCCAUUCGACCCCAGAAGGCUGCUCUGCUGCUUGCAAGAUGAUCUUGGAAAUCAUGCAGAAAGAGGCAAAGGAUACUAAGACUGCUGAUGAAGUGCCUUUGAAAAUCCUAGCCCAUAACAACUUUGUGGGACGUCUGAUUGGCAAAGAGGGCCGGAACCUGAAGAAGGUGGAGCAGGACACAGAGACAAAGAUCACAAUCUCCUCGUUGCAGGACUUGACACUGUAUAACCCUGAAAGAACCAUCACAGUCAAGGGCUCAAUUGAGAACUGCUGCCGAGCUGAGCAAGAAAUCAUGAAGAAAGUGAGGGAAGCCUAUGAGAAUGAUGUGGCAGCUAUGAGUCUACAGUCGCACCUGAUACCUGGCCUCAACCUAGCUGCUGUUGGCCUCUUCCCUGCCUCUUCCAAUGCAGUGCCACCUCCUCCAAGUAGUGUUUCUGGGGCAGCACCAUACAGUUCCUUUCUGCCUCCUGAGCAAGAAACAGUGCACGUCUUUAUCCCUGCCCAGGCUGUGGGUGCGAUCAUUGGCAAGAAAGGGCAGCAUAUCAAGCAGCUUUCCAGAUUUGCAAGUGCCUCUAUCAAGAUUGCUCCUGCAGAAACACCAGAUUCAAAAGUGCGAAUGGUGAUAAUCACUGGACCACCAGAAGCCCAAUUCAAGGCUCAAGGACGAAUUUAUGGAAAGCUUAAAGAGGAGAACUUUUUUGGGCCCAAAGAAGAAGUGAAGCUGGAAACCCAUAUCCGAGUCCCUGCUUCAGCUGCAGGGAGAGUCAUUGGAAAAGGAGGCAAAACGGUCAAUGAGCUGCAGAACCUGACGGCAGCCGAGGUUGUUGUCCCACGGGACCAAACCCCCGAUGAGAAUGAGCAAGUCAUUGUCAAGAUCAUCGGGCAUUUCUAUGCCAGCCAGAUGGCGCAACGCAAAAUACGUGAUAUCCUCGCUCAGGUGAAACAGCAGCAUCAGAAGGGACAGAACAGCCAGACACAAGCGCGAAGGAAAUAGGAAUUUGCUUUACCCCGGUGUGUGAGAGAAAAAGAGAGAGUGAGAGAGAGAGAAAGAGAGAGAGAGAGAUGGACAAACGAACGAAUGAACGACAUUGACAACGGAUGAAACAAAGCCAAGCAGAAAGAGUGAUGAGCUGAUGCAGGAACCCUAAGAGUGGCUGGGAAUCAGUUUACCAUAGGCGGGUAUUAGGAAUUAUUUUUUGUAGACGGGUGACAACGUCUCUUAAGCCAAAGCAGUUGUGAUUGGCUCCUCAGGCAUGCUUUCUGUGUGUGCAUGCGCAUGUGUCUCUUUGCAUAUGUGCAUGUAAACCACACACAGAUAUAUAUGUUAGGGGUGAAUCAUGGAUCAGCCAAUUGGGUAAAAGAAUUCUAAUCCAACCCCAUAGUCUGAAAAACGCUGUGCAGUCUUUCUGAGAUUGUCCAGUGGGGCAGGAAUGGUCACACAUGCAAUUUGCUGUGCCUUUACCAGAAAAGGGCAGAGAAAAGGAGUAUUUGGAAACCUUCAACACUUCCUGGCCUCAAUGCAAAUAGUUCAAGGUUUUAUUUGGACAUCCAAUACCACCACACCCCAUCACCAAAGAAAGCAUUCGGUUUUCCCGUUGGCAAGGGAAGGAAAUUGAGGAGGACCAGAUUUUUGAGAGUAGUCUUCUCAAGUUUCUUGUCCUCCAAGUUUGUUAGCCAGGAUGGCUAAAGAUGAUGGGGAUUGUAGUCCAGCACAUUAGAAGGGCACAUGUUUGGAGAAAUCUUUCGCAUCGAGUUCCAGGGAAACAAUAAUCUUAAAUUAUUUUUGGUGCCUAUGCUAUGACAACGAUGAAAACCAGUGUAAUGUUGUACAAACAGGUUAUUUGAUUUUUUUCUCCCAGUAACCAUGCCUCCACAAAGAUCGGCUGUAUAAUAUUUUGACCUCAACUACCCAAUAUGUGCUGUACCAGAUACCUUAGCUGCCAUGGUCUCUGUAGUUAAAUCAGUCUACAGAUAUGAUUGCAAAGUAGAAUUUGUCAGUACAGACACCUCACCAAACUAUAUUUCUUUAGUCUGCAGUUUUAUAACUGUUCAUCUGGGAUUGAGGGUGUGUCUACACUGUAGAAAUAAUGCAGUUGGCAUCACUUUAACUGCCAUGGCUCAUUGCUAUGGAAUCAUGGGAGUUGUAGCUUUUCAAGGUCUUUAGCCUUCUCUGCCAAAAUGUGGCACUAAAUUACAAAUCUCAGGAUUCUAUAGCCUUGAGCUAUGGCAGUUAAAAUGAUGUCAAACUGCCUUAAUUCUGCAAUAUAGAUGCAUCAAUGGAACUUACUUCUGAGUAGGCAAAUACAGGAUUAUAGUGUUAGAUGGAUUUUGCCGUAAAUUGGACCAGUUCCCUUGAAACAUUCGCUUUUACCUUUGUCAGGCAAAGUGUUCAUAUUAAUUAAAAAUCAAGAAAUGAAUAAAUAUCCAACAAGGUACAAAUCCUGGUGGAAUACGAUGUUACACUGUUGAAGAAAGGCAGAAAUUGUUGCAUGUGUAUCAGUUUUUCUACCCUUCAGCCCCAGGCAAAACUUUUUAAAGUGUAGGUUGGAUCUAGAGGGGUUUUCCUCCAGUGUUAGAAACUUCUGUCCCACCAAAGGCAUUUGAGUUUAAUUUUUUAGUAGGAGGCUCAUCCAGUUCUUUUAAAAUGUAGUAAUCCAAGUCAGAUUUUAGUCUUAAAAUGCAGGUAUGGCUCAACCAAUUUUUAAUUGAUUUUUAAAAAAGGGAUAUGGUAAUUUCACCUUAUUUUUUUAGAAAGAUUUUUUCAACUCCAAUGUCCUUCUUCUCUUUUGCAGGUUUACACUUUAAGGUAGUUGUUCAGACCACAGCAGAAUACCCAUCCCAAACAUGCAUCUCUCAGCACCCAUCCCUAAAACAUCCAUAUGCAUCUCAGGGUUUCUGUGUUUGCCUAUGGUUUGCACACGCAUUGCAUGAUUUGAGCAUUCUGCUACUUAUCUUUCUGAAUAGCCAUCUCCUUCCUGCCCCAUGUUCUGCUUAAAAGAAGCCACAACUGCCAGCUGCCUUUCUAGUAAUGACCUCUUGUUGUUACUUUUGUGUGUGAGCUUGGACAUGUUACAUUUGAAAACUCCAAUUCCCAGAAUCUCCUAGUCAGCGUGGCCAUUGGUGAUUCUAGGAGCUGUAGUUCAAAAAUGAAUAUUUCCAAACUGGUUCAUUAUUUGCAGGCAUAUACCAUUAAAUAUGUUACUUUUUAAAACUACAACUCCUAGAAUCCCUACUGGCCUUGUUGACUAGGGGUUUUUGGGAGUUGUAGUUCCAAAAAAAGGUAGGAUUUCCACACUCUCGCUUCUGCCAUUUGAUGGUAUAUGCCCAGAGGCAGCUUGAGAAGGCAGUUUAUUGAUGGGGGCUGCCCUCAGGAUACAGCAAGGAAGUGAGCCAAUUGCCCCCUUCUGCUUUUGGUUGCCCAUUCCCAAGGCUACCUCUGUAACCUGCAUCCAUUACCUCUUAGGCUUGAUCUACAUUGCGAAAUAAUUCACUUUGAACUGCAUUAUAUGUGUCUAUAUUGACCAUGUAUUGUAAUGCAGUUCAAGAUAGAUGAUAUGACAGUGUAGAUUCAACCUUACUAAAUUAACAGGGAGCCAUUGAUUGCUUGACUUUUGUGGAGUGGUGAGGUAGUUGAGCAGGGUGAAAUUGUUUGCAAAACUUAUUCAGAUAUCCCUCAGAUCACUUGCCCUCCAUGAUUCUUGAUGGCCCAGGCUGUGAGCUGGAAGUCUCCCCAAAUUUUCCUUUUGUAAGAUGACAGUUGUCUAGAAUGGUCAGGGCUUCUAGGCAUUUCAGAGACCUCUUUCCUCCAUCACAGUGGUUCUCUACUUCUGGAGGUUUGGGGGGAGAGGAACCCCACUUGGUGACUGAAAGAGUUCUUGAAGAGGCAGAAGCUCUUACUAUUUUAGAUAUAAUGUCUCUCUACCUUUAUAGGAACCUCAUAGACAUACCAAAAAGAAGAAAUGCUUGCCUUGAUCCAGAGAUGGUUCAAGAAUGUAAUCUACAGCACAGGUGGAUAUAUUGCUCAGGGAUCUUGUGAUCUUAUUUGCUCAUUCUCCACUUACUGCUUGAGCGAUUGUCUCCUCUACGGAACAGAUUUUUCUGCAUUCAAAUGGGAAUCAAGAAUGGUGCAUACGAUUGCAUUCUCUGGAUCAAGGCAAAUGUCUUCCUGAUAGAUCAUAACUACCUGCUUUGAAUGGCUGAUUUGGGGACUUACAGUGCAAUCCUACACAUUGAACAUAAUAUCUCAGUUGGACUUAACUCCUAUUAAGUAUGUAUAGGAUUUCACUGUUGAGUGCCUGAUUCCCUAGUUUAUAAUUCCUGCCAGGGUACCACUAUAGGAAGCAACCUAAUGUGUAUUAAAAAAAAACCAGGGAGAGGAGAUCUAAAGAUUAUGUUUUAAAUUAAUACUUUUAGGGAUGAUUGGAUUGUGUUUGGGGAUUUGAGGAAAAAAAUGAAAAUGGGGGGGGGGGGGGAGGGAAGUAAGAUUAAUCUGAAAGUAACUUCUUACAAAUUGGUUUGAUGUUAAAUAAAUACCCCCCCUUUUCUAAUUUUGGAAGUAGGAAAAAAAUCUGCCAGAAAAUAUUGAGUGUCUUUAUGAGGCGAUACCAAAUAUAGACAUCAGAAGAAUGUAAUCUGGUUACUGAUCCCAGUCACUCUUAUGUGAGCUUUUAAAAGAAAGAAAAAAUGAUGAAAAUGUAUAUACAGUGGAUUUGUAUUUUGCGGAGGACGAGAAUUGUUUACCUGUCAGCCUGUGCACAGGACAAAGUUUUAUCUCUGCGUUAAAAUAGGCUUCAGUCUUGUUAAUAUGUAUUUUUUCCUCCAGGGUGUACCAGAGAGCUUUGAACUCAGAUAAACCCAAUGCUAAUUCUUCAAUUUGGACCUAAAACGAAACUGCACUACUAUUGUCAAGAGUAUGUGAUAAUAUCUUUCCCAACUCCCCCCCCCCCCUCAAAAAAUUUUUAAAGCCUGCAAACCUGGUUCAGUGUCAUGUUGCAUGAGAGCUGGACAAUCUAUUGAGACACAUAAAUAAUUUGUGUUGGGGGAAGUGCCAUGUCUACGCCAGGCAGUUUGCAUGGUGGGCAUGGAUAGAGCUAGGGAUAGUUGCUUUGAGGGCUACAGCUCUUAGUGGCUUUGCUGCCACAUAGAUUUGGGGUGUUUCAAAGAUCUGGAAAUGGGUAACUGCUUGGCUAAAGUAGUUGUUCCAUACCCUGGUCAGAUGGCAGUUCACGCAACCUUCUUAAAUUGAUGAAAAUAAUCACAUCGGAGGGUUUUCAUAUCAUUUGGAAGCUGCUGUGACUGCCUGUUUGAUUUGAAUAUAGAUAUUCUGGAUUAAAUUGAUUUCUGGGUCUCAAGCUCUCUUACUGGAGGUCAAAUUCUGUUGAAAUGAUCCAACAUUGGCCUAAUGCUUAAAUUACAGAGUAGCCAAACAUUUGAGGCUAAUGAUCUCAAGUGGAUUGCUAACUAUAUGAGUUUAAGAUCAUGUCUUCACUCUUAACAGAUGAAAUUUUGCAUUAUAAGAAGGAUUGGAAAUAAGGAUCUCACAGGGCGAAGCAACCCUGUUCACACUGAAAUUGAAAUACAUACAUAUAUUUGUAAACUAGCAGAGAAAGACUUUUGUUCUGAUUUAACAUCGAUUAUGUCCAGGUUUAACCAAGAUAAUUGAAACUGGGUCAAUGUGUCCCAUUGAAAAAGACUUGGGAUCCAAGUUGGGCUGUAUGACACCAUGCCCAUGAAGUUCCAAAGUAUUUCCAUGUGCCUAAUACUCAACUGAAAUACCUUUGAAUUUAGACUAAAGUGGCUGCAUGGAUUUUGCUGUUUUACUCUGAAACAGUUACUGUCCUUUUUAUGCCUUGCGACCAAGAGAUGUGUGCAGAAAAGGUCAGGCAAUGCUGUGUGAUUUUAAGGGAAAGGAGGAAAGAAAAAAGAAAUGAGAGAAAAAUGGGGGGAAAGAAGCUACCUCAAGGUAUGAACUUACCUCAGCAAUUGUUUUGUUUUUGGGCUUGCUGAUAUUUUAUAUAAAAGCUGAUAGUCUUGAAUAUUUUAUUUUUUUAAUGAAAAGAGAAGUUAAGUUUCAUAAUUUCUUAUGAGCCAGAAAUUGUUAUGCAGGUCGGCAGUGUUAUGAGCUCUCUAUGGAGAACGACAGAGACUUUUCAGACGUAGCGGAAAAGAUGGCGGAUUUCUCUCACCUGCCCUCCCCACCCUCCACACCAUCCCAAAAAGUUUUACUUUUCAUCCCUUCAGUACAACAAUUUAAUGUUAUAAUUAUACCCCUAAAGAAUAUGGCCAAUUUAUAACUUGCACAUUUUGUUUGCAGUGUCCAAGUUGUUAAGAUCGCUGUGAUAACACAGUCUCCACAAACUAUGUGUAAACGUUACACAACUGGCUGCAUUUUAUGUAUACUUAAUUAGAAGUUAGGAUGAGUUUACGUGAUCAGUUUAAAUCAGGCACGGGCAAACUUCAGCCCUCCAGGUGUUUUGGACUUUAACACCCACAAUUCCUAACAGCCGGCAGGCUGUUAGGAAUUGUGGGAGUUGAAGUCCAAAACACCUGGAGGGCUGAGGUUUGCCCAUGCCUGGUUUAGAUGACUGUCCUCUUUGGUUGCUUAUCCAAAUUGAAAUGCAGACCUCUUGUUUCUCUGUAUCUGGAUUAUCAGUGUUUACUCAUGUGUUCUAUUCCAAAACUGGGUGUAUUUGGCACUAGGUGUUGCUGAAGUGCCAUUUGCUCAGAAAAUGGCAGUAUAGCAACAAAAUACCUCCUCUCAAAACAGCUGGUCCUUUAUGUUAUCGAAGGCUUUCAUGGCCGGUAUCACAGGGUUGUUGUGUGUUUUCUGGGCUGUAUGGCCAUGUUCCAGAAGUAUUCUCUCCUGACGUCAGGAGAGAAUACUUCUGGAACAUGGCCAUAUAGCCCGGAAAACACACAACAACCCAGCUGGUCCUUUGUUGACUCUCUACAGUAGGGAGAAAUGUAUCUCUUCAGCACUAUGUGACUGAGUAUUUUUUUUCAUGUUCACAAGCAACCAUGUCAAAGGACAAUCAGAGAAAGACAGAGAAUGGCAUUCUUUUAUUGCCUAAACUCAUCCGCUGCAUUGAACUCAAGUAUGUUUGGGAUGCUCAGAAGCCAGCUUGUGGGACUGCUUGUUAUGAACCACCUUGUGAAGAAGCUCAGCCAACACUUGACCUUGCAAAUAUUUGGCCCUCUUUUCCGCUAUGGUGCUGUGAAAUAUUUUACAAAGAUUACCUCCGUUUUACUGAGGAGAAGCAGUCCAUUUUUAAAAAAGAAAAGAAACGGGAGCCAAAUUUUGGUGUGGCUUUUUGUACAUUCUCAAGGACAAGAUGCAACCCUAGCUGCCACUCUUUGAAAGGUCUGUGGGUUUUCUUUUUAAUAUAUAUAUUUUUAAAAGUCACAUUUGCUAUGCUAUACUUCAUUGCACUUGGAGCAGAUAAACCUCUCUGAAUGUAACUUGUCAGAGGUCAGUGGUUUUAAAAUUAGUUCACAAGGGGCCAACUUGGCAUUGAUCCUGGCCAGAUUCAGGGUUCUUGAGAGAAGCUGUUAUUAGGCCUUUUAAUGUAUACUGUUCUUUUUUUAAAAACAAGUAUCCCUUUUCUGUACAGAUUGGAUGUAGAUGGGAGAGGUGCAGAAACCCCAAACCCCUGAUUCCAGAGCCAUUAAAAUGUACAAGUUUUCCCUUUGACACCAAACAGAGUUAGACAAAUGGGUUUCUAAUCUCCUUUUCCUGGCUGGAAAACCUUGAAACAGAUAAUAGUUGUUUUGUGGGUGAGGUUUAGGCCCUUUAUAAGCAUAAAAAGUUAUGAGAUGCUCUCUGUUAGGAAAAAAACCCAAAAAUGGAUAAUGAAUUGUGAAGGGAAGGAGAAGAGAGUGUUGCUUCAAAUUAAUUAAUUGUUUUUUACAUUCAGAAAAAAUUGAUGAAUGUGUGUACGUGUGUCAGGGGGAGAAAUCUAGUUCUUUAAAAAUCUCUUGACUUCUCUUGCUUUUAAUACAGACUUGCAUAAAUCAGUUACUUUAAAUAAUUAUUAUUCAGACAUCAGCCAUAGCAAAUAAGGUGCUUUCCAACAGCAAGCAAUAUUUUGGUGUUUGGUUCAAAUUGUAUCCUUUAAAGGGGUGGAUGAAAAGACAUUCUCCCCACCUUACCCCCAGUGCUAUUAAAAUCAAAUUGUUACUUCGCUCUCUAAAAAAUUCUAGUCAAAUGCAUCAAAGUUGGGAUGGGACUGGGGACCUCUGGCAUUUUUCAAAUGAGCAUAAGAUUUAACUAUCAGUUUCAAAAUCCUGACUUUGGUGCUGGAGUUGUCAUUGCCAGAGCUUUUUGGAACGACGGCUUCCAUAGUCCUCCAGGCGGUGUGACAGCUACCGGCCAUAGUGACUGGGGAACUUGAGAGUUGUCGUUCCCCAAAUUAAUAUUUCUAAACUGUGCCCUGUGCGAGCUAUUAAUAUCCAUCCAAAUUCCAUGUAUAGUACUUGGGGAACUGAAACUAGUGUUGCCAGCUGUGGAGGAUGUAUUAGGUUUAAAGAAUUUACUUAGCUAUCAGCGAUAGGUGAUGGCAGUGACUAUUAGACAUUGCAGUGAUAGAUUGCUGUCCAAAACUGGCAAAGCUAUUAAGAGUGGGAUUUUUUUUGUUUUGUCUUUGGCUUGCUUUCAGACUUUAAAAAAACCCCUGCACAGUCAUUGGAAUUAUGUCAAACCAUGGCUUGUCUUUGAUCUGGCAUUUUUAGCACUAAAUUGUAGGGUUAGUGCAGGAUUUUUGAUGCUUUAAAUGUUCGCAGUAGGAACUUUUCUUGGGUGCUUUAUGUUUUGGAAACAUACCUGAGCUUGCAAAAGUUACUUCUUUGGAUCACAGCUCCCCAAAUAUCUGUGCUGUCUUGCGUAAUUGGAGAGCUUUCAUUCAGAAAAGUUGCUCUCCCAAGCUCUGUGCCAUAAGGGUCUUUCAGAUUUCCUGCAUUCAAGUCUUUAUUUGAGGUCGGAAUGGGGCCGAAUUUGCUCCUCUUGGCAUGCUACUGCUGUCUCCUGCAGUCUGAUUGAGUUCUUCUUCUUACUCUUUUGAAUUUCAAAAAAGGGGCAGAAAGGAUAUUGGCAGGAGCUAUUGUUGACUUAGAACUCCCCAUCUCACCUUCAGCCUGAUGCUCUCCUAAGUUGAUGUCAGCCUUCUCUGAUUGGACACCCUCCAUAUACAUUGGGCUACAAAUUUUACCAUCCCUAGUUGGCAUCAUUGUUUGACUGAACUGGCCAAUUAUGAUAAGGAUUGUAGCCUGAGAUGUGGGAUGUCACUAACAGGAUGUCAUCCAAUUUCAGAGAUGGGCAAUACGCAGCUUGCAAGCUACAGGUAUCUUCUUUGGUUUUGGAAACCACUGAAACCCCAUCCCCACAACACAGGCACACACUGAAAACCCUUUUGCUUUGAAAAGGGCACGGAGGACCUUCUUUUACAAAAUUAAAAACAUUUUAAUCACACUGCUCAAGGAAAGAUUCCCCAUGGGCCUUUUUUAAAAGCAAAAGUGCAGAGGGAAUUUGUCACAAUGAUUAAAUUUUGUGACAAAGUAGAGGAUGAGCAUUCAGGUAGGUAUGGAGCUGCCACUGAACCCCCCUGAAAUCCUAGAAAUUGCCUGGCCCUAAACAAAGGUAGGAAUCAUGUGGUCCUCCAAAUGUUGAGCCACAAUUCUUAGCAUUCUCAGUAUUGGCUAUACUGGCCUGCAAAACAGCAGCACAUGAUAAAUGCUGUAAUAUAGCAUUCUUUAAAACUUAAGUUUAAAUUUUCCUCUUGUUAACUUGAUCAUCAUCUCCACUCACAGAGCACAGGAGGCAGUGGUACAUGAAAAGAAUGAGCCAGCACAUUGAAACUUCUAACAGCUAAUAGGUUUUGGCAGAUUUAAUUUGGGCCCACACUUUGGUUCUCUUUGGACCAAAUAUGGAGUAUGUUUAAACAUCAUGGGGACAGUUUUACUUUGAUGAUUUUAAAAAAUUGCAACAUCUGUUGGCUUACUAGGUUAGCCAGAAUCAUAACCCACUUGAAAGUAUUGGCUUGUUCAAGAGAAAGGCAAAACCUUUGUUUAGCUUGCUUUAAAAUUAAAAGAAGAAUACUAGGAUUUAGAUCCAAAGCCAUGAGGAGAAUAAAUCAAAGGAAUUGUAGGAAUUCAAAGCCAUUUAUCUGAACAGACUUUGGAAAGAUUAGAUAAAAUCAGGCCUUUUCUUUCUUGUAUAAAAAGAUUUGUGCCAGAUGUAGAUUUUUUAUGGCUUAUCAAAGAGGAAAAAAGAAAACUGAACUGUAGGAGGCUGUGUCAUAACUUUAUUGCUUUGAGGAUACGAAAGUGUUUACUAGCUAUGGAAUUUACACAUGCAGAAACUACCUCAAACUUAACAGUAAGUUUUUCAAAUCAGGGUGUGCAUAUGAGUGUGUGUAAUUGUUUAAGAGAGAGAAUGAUUACCAUCCAUUCUGAGACUGUAGCUUCACAUAAGCCUUGAAGAAGAAAAUGGUCCAGGGGCCAUUCACUACAUAGUUAUAAUGUUAUUCCACUUUAACAUCCAUGAUUCUAUCCUCUGAAGUCUUGAGGUUUGUAUUUUGGUGAGACACAAGAAUGGUCUGGCUGAGAAUUCCAAGUAUGGCUCCCAAAACUUCCAGUUCCAGGAUUGCAUUGGACAGAACCAUGGCAGUUAAAGUGGAAUCAUACCACUAUAAUUGUGCAGCAUAGAGGAGGAUCCUCUGUUAACUCCUUUCCAUAAGUAAGAUGGUAACCUUAAGAAAGAAUUUAUGGGUAGCGUCUGCAGUGGGGCUGGUGGCUUAUGCAGUUGGGCUAGAACUUGCUUUUCCUUCCCACAACUGUCCUGCAAUGUCCAAUCUUUCACUUUAGUAGUGGUGCAGUAGGAUCCAGUAAGCCCACUUUGAGUAAAGAGGUUCAACCACAUCUUAGUUCAUUCCUAGUGAAUUCAACACAUAUUAAGUUCUGCAACAAGGAAAAUCUAUAUUGAUCAAGUGGAAACAACAAAAAAUUUAAUUUUGGCACUGGUUUCAUCCGGUGACUUUGCACCUUGACUUGAUGAUUGCUGUGAGCUAGAAUUGUGCCUGUUCUCACUUAACGUCUUUGUUUUGUGGAAGCUGGACUUGUAGGCCAAAGUAGAUUGGCGCACAAGCUGCUGCUUUAUAACCAAAUCAGGCCAAUCUGUAUAAAUUAGUAGUAUCUGUACUGACUGGCAGCUGCCCUUCAGGAUUUUGGAUAGUGCUCCUGACAAGACUAGAUCAAACAAAAGAUGGAAUCUUGGAUGUGUUACAGAUAAAACAUACACUCUUUUGCUGAGCUGUGCUUUUCCCCAUUUCCCCUUAUGGGCUCAUCUAAUUAAUAAGCUGUGCCUUUCCCCAGUUUUUUAUACUUUAGAAGAUAAAUAUCAAUUAUUAUAUAUUCCUCCCAGCUUAGACUAUGUAGAACAGCACUGCCAGAUUAUUGUGGCAGUAAAGCAGAAAUAAUUAAAAGGCUCAGUUUACAUUGGCAGGGGAAUUAGAUCAUCAGAUCUCUAGGUAAAUAGAUAACCUAGGGAAUCUGGUUCCCUUAGUGACCUCUAGUCCAGGGUCCAUAACCCCCCAUAUCAUCUUGUUCAGUAAAGUGAGACCAGAGCAAAUCUGCCAAUCUCUUGACAGAUACACUUGCAAGCCAUUGACUGUGAUAAUGCUCAUCAGUCAGAAGCACUGCCACCAUCACUGAAAGGGAAGGGGAGCCAUCUAAUUAUGGGAAAUGGGUUGUUGACGAGGAGAAGAAUAUUUUUAAAUAGCAAGCAUUCUAAAGAAAUUCUGCACCAGCUUCUAAUCUCUGUGAUUAGGAGAUGCAGUAGCUGGUAACAAUUGAACAGCACAGUCCUAUGCAUUCUUCUUUCCACACACUGAUAUUACCUUGACAUAAGUCCUAAAAAGUUAAAUGGGUUUUUACUUCAAUGUAAAGUCUAUACAGAAUUGUGCCUUUAAGAUCCAGUCCAGGAAGUUCUCCUGCAUAAGCCUCAAAGAAAUGCAUGGAAGAUGUGAAUAAGCACUGUCAAUAUGGUUUGCUUAGGGGGCUUCUAGUAAUUUCUGCGAUUCUGAAUUUGAUUCUGAUUUGCUUCAAGUUGAGAGUGACUUUGAUUGAUAGCACGAUCCCUUCCAGUUUUAAAUCAAGGUAAGAUUUUCAGGGAGCUGGAUUCUGCUGCACCUAAAUCUAGCAGAAGGAAUCAUUUUGAUCUGCAGACCCCUCAGAAGAGAUGUGAAUGUAGUUGAUCUUGAUUUCUGUUUCUGUGGGAAACAGAACUGGAAGGAUCCUGAGGUAUUUUGGACAGGCAUGCAGCAGGCAGUUUGUUCUGGGGCAUUGUGCCAAGAAGGCAUUUUCUGUCACCAUGUUACAGGAUCUGAAAUUGUUGAUAAUCAGCAGGUUUUCCGGAAGGUCCAUUUAGCUGAUGUAUUAUUAUAUGCCCCAAACUCACCUAAAUUGGUUCACAGCUGUUCCAUUAUGAUUUGUUAGUGAUAGCAGAACUUGGACAAGUUACCUCUUUAGACCAGAAUCCUUUUGGUUGCUCAUUCUGGUGUACCUUCUUAUGCAUUAGUUUUGUCCAGCUGUAAAACAGCAACUGGAUAGUGUUGCCACAGUUGCUCUUUUGAUCCAAAUCACAAUUGAUUGGCUGAUGAGGAGGUUGCUGGGAGAGCUGAAUGACACCAUGAGCCAGCUGAGAGCUGUUGUCCUCUCAGAUCUUUCUGCAACCACACUAGCAGAGCUUUGUGUUCCUUCAACAUUAAUAGGACCUUGGUCUCAGACUACACCUACCAGAACCAUCAGCUGCCAUGGGCACACUCUAUGCUGGUUGGGAAGUUCUGAGACUUACAGACCAAAUAGGUAAUUGCUCCAAUCUCUAGUACACCAAAAAUAGGAAAACUUUGGCAAGAAGAAGAAUGGGCAACUGUAGCGCUUUAGAUGUUUUUGGACCAUAACUUCCAUCAGCCCUAGCCAGCAUAUCCAACAAUAUGGGGUAAUUGAAGUUUCCAUUCUUCUGACAACUAGAAGGCCACAAGUUGCACACCCGUGAAAUUGGGACAGACCAUAUUUACCCAGUAGUACUUUAGAACAUGCAUUUGAACCAUAAUGGGAGCUGGUAGUUUAUAACAUUUUGGUCCUUUGUUGAUCUUUCUCCAAAGAUCUCUACUAAGAAGGAAGGCAGGGCAAAAGCCUUACAACAAGCUUAUGUGCAUACAUCAUGGUUUAUCAUUUGGUAAACAACUGUGUGGUUUGGUUUGCAUAGCCAAGCUCCGUUGUCUUUUUUAAAAGGCAAACCUAAACCAACAGCAACACCCCCAUAGAAGUCUAUGUAAAUCCUGCUGCUUUGCCCUCUACUGCAGAUGUUUUUUUUUCUUAAAAAACAAACAAACAUUUGACCUAUUCAAAGAUGAAUACCUCUGAUUUGCAGGAAAUGAAGAGGGUUUUUUUUUGCAAGAUGGAUUCAGAUUCAAUACAAUUGGCUGUUUUCCCAGUUCAGUGAUGUGGCCACUUAAAAUGUGGACCAUGUUAUUUCUCACACAUUUAGGAAAGAUUAUCUCUUCAUUUGAAGUAUAGUUACCAGAAAUUUCUCAGCCAAUAUGCUUCAUGACCAUGCUGCCUAGUAGAUUUUUGGAGUUGUGGUCCCCCCAAAAAAAAGGUUUCCAAGAUCUGCUGCUUUUAGACUAGUUGGAAGGCUGUGUGCAUAAACAACGGUACAUGCUAAAAGGAGAAAGUGGCUGACAAAGUCCAAAAGUAGAGCAGACCCAUUCAAUCCAUUGUUGAGUGAUGAGUCAACAUAUACAUAAAUCUAAUGACUUAAAUGGGUCAUAUCAAAUCAAGACUAAAAGGGAAUUUAAUCCAGUAAAGUAAGAUCCCUGUCCAAAAUAUAUUUUUCUUCACAGAAAGGAAAAAGCGGCUUGUAAUUUCCCACAGGUAAACAUCUUUCAGAAGAACUUUGUAGCGUUUGCACAGAUGCCAGCAAACAGUGAGAAGAAGAAACAAACACUUGUUCCUUCAAAAAGCAUAGCCAGUUUUCACCAAUAUAAGAAGGACCAGUUCUGUUUUCUGUUAUUUGCUUUCCAGGAUUGGUGUGAAUCCUCAUAGUUUGUGCCAUGUAGAAACACCUUAUUUCAUGGUUGCCAAAUUCUGGUGGCAUCUGUCAGCUAGUGUCAGUGCAGGGGUGGCAGAUCUGCUCCAUUUUUUAGUCUGAACUUCAAAUAAGGUUCAGCACCUUAGUUUUUUUAAAGUGGAGACUGAAAAGUGAAACAGAUUCUUCCCUUCCCCCACGACAUCAGAGCCAACAUUGCAGGAUUCUCAAAGAAGAUACUGUUAAAUUGUCUAUAUAAAUUUGAGCUUUUUUACAAACAGUGGACUUUGGUUUCAUAUUUAGACAUUUGGAUCUAAUUGGUUUUUGAUUUAGACACCAAGGUCUACAGUACACUUAAGUAUGACUAGGACGAGUUCUGGCUGCUUUUCUUAUCCAGAAUAGCAUAAGUGAAUAUGCAGGUUGUUAGACAUGGGGACUAACAGUGCUGAAUGUGUAUGGGGAAAUGCUCCUGAUUGUGGGAGUGUUCUUGCACUGCCUUUGAACAGAUACUCAUGGGCAUCAGCAUAUGGAUACUUCUUUAUCAUUCUAGAUAGUGUUUGAUAGAACUCCUGGGAGAGGUCUGGAUAAGUUAUUGUUUUAGAGUACAGAACUAUCUUACAUGGAUGAUCAGUGGGAUUCUGGAAGAGUAACAUUUCCAAUUUCAGCAUCAUGAGAUUUGUGGCACCUACAUCUGUUUUUUUAAAGCUUCCCUUGAAAUAGCUUAGCUCCAAGGAGAAUUCUGUCACAAAAAGUUCCCUAUAGUUUUUAAAAAGACCUUAUCGCAUAUUUCUUUCAGCAAUAGGAAUUCAAGCCAUGGCCUGACUCCCCUUUCAUUGCAGCCUUUCCAUGUGCUGCGUGAAAGGCACACACCGCCUUCCCUGGCCCCAUAACUUUUGGCUUCGGACUGGGUGCCUCUUCAAUCCGCCUCCCCAGCAUCUCAGCCAAUAUAUCAGUCAAGACCCUCUUAAAAGUGCUUGUUGAGCUGCACUUCAUAUCAACUUAGGGGCAUGAUGACCAUUAUAUUAUAUAAAUAUAACCAAUUCGUGUUUGUUUAUCUACCUCUUAGCACCAAUAGAUUAAAUAAAUAAAAAAAUAAAAUAACUAGGUAGUGAUAAUACAACAUGCUGUGUAGCGUAGGGAGAAAAAUACUGCCCCCCCUUCCCCAAAGAAAAUUGUUCUGCUUCAUUUUUUCCUUUUAAAAUAAGAAAAUAGAAACUAUGGGCUCUCCCUGCAUUUUAAAGCAGAUUUGGUGAAUUGUAGAGGGUUUAGAGAGGCAAGCUUUAUCUGCAUUUCAGGUCAAGGGGACUGCAUGCUGUGCUGACUGAGCCAGUAUGGCCCACAUGCGCCAACAUGGCUCAGUGGAGGCAUAGCUGGGCAAAACCAAAUUCAGGUUCCUGGGUAAGUUGUUGGGUCCUGAUCCCAAGAGCAAUGGGAGAAAUUCGUGGCUGCGUGUCUACCCGUCUUCCAGUAAGAUGGUAUUGAAGUGAUACAUGCAGAAAUGAGUAGAUAUCCCCGUUGUUGGAACUGGGUACUGUAGGUCAUCAACUUGCAAGUAAGAUUGUGUUUGCCGGCACUCUUCCCCAGCCUCAGUGCUUCAAGUCUAUAAAAUUGGACUAAAUCAACUCAUGUUAUCCUGUCAAGCUCUUAGGAGGACACAGAUAAGGGGGAAUGGAAUGGAGUUUACAUGUUGAGAGCACCAUAGAAACCAUUCAUGGCUAUAUGCCGCUGCCCCCAAACUGUUGGAAUAACUACUUGUGUUCCCCUAAACCCUCCCACCACUCCUCUACAAGUUGAUUGACCCUGAUUUUUAAAAUGUUUGUUAGUUUAUAAGAGCUCUCAGAUUUCAACUGUUCUCUUCUCUUCUAUGACAGUUUUUUUAAUUGCACCAUAUUUGUUUCUUCCCCGACCCCAAUACCCUCAGAAUUCACGAUUCCCAUUUUCUUUCCACAUUCUUGGCAUACAUCCUGAUGGAGAGUCCUAUUUACCAGCAAUUGAUUGAAUUGUGCCUUAAGAACCACAAGUGGAUAGUCUUUUGUAAAUCUUGUAUCUCCCUCCAUUGAGGGUGUUGAACAACUGCAUCAUCAUAUUUUUAAAUAUUAAACAUAAAUUACCUUGAUGUAUCGCUAUCAACGGUUAAUCAAAACAAGCUGAACCAAGACAGAAUGGGGGAAGAAUGAGAAAGAUUGCCUUUUUGUUGGAGGAGAAAUCUUGUACUGAGUAUUUUGGGUCAAACUUUAGCUAACCAAGUGAGAAUUGUCACAAUGAGGUUUGUUUGGUGUUCCCUGUGGCUUGCCAUCAUUAUCUGGUAUACGGCCCCUGAACAUAGAGGCUUAAUCCAGUUAUUGCUAAUAGUUACUGUGACAUACCUAUUUUCUGUGCAUUUUGGCAAUGUCUCUUGAAACCCAACUCAGGCAAGUUAAACAAGAACAACUCCCAGUUCAAUUGUGGAUGAUCUUAUAUUGAACUGUUUUGCUACUUGGGUGUAGGUUCUGAUUAUCUUCUGUCGCAGCAAUCAAUUGUUAUCAUCUUAUUGGACAAAUCAUGUUUAUUUUAAAAAUUACACCCUUCUGUGAAUUUGGACAAGAAAUCUAUCUGCUAUGCUAUACUGCAGUGACUUCAAGAAAUAUGUCAAAUUGUUUUCUCCUUUCUGUUGGAUGCAAUUGAAAUCAUUGUGAGUUCAGCACCUGUCUCUGAUAGGCUGUACUCUUUGACAAUUUUCUUUGAUCAACUGUAAAAGAAUGUUUUUUCAGAGAAAAACUUUUCUCCCUUUAAUUUCCAUUUCUAAUCUCUGUUCUUUGACCCCUUGUUUUUUUGUUUUUGCAUGAGGCAGGUUAAGUUGGCUCAGAUCCAAAGUUGUGAUUACAGAUGGACACUGACUCCAUUUUAAUCUUCCAGCUUGAUAUUUGCCACAAACUGCUUUACUCCACUGUUUCAUUUUUUUAAAAUAAAAGAAGAAAAAAUGCCAA
Molecule: messenger RNA, 18327 nt
Organism: Anolis carolinensis (green anole)
Lineage: Eukaryota; Metazoa; Chordata; Lepidosauria; Squamata; Anolidae
Gene: igf2bp1
Product: insulin like growth factor 2 mRNA binding protein 1
Exons: 15
Coding region: 545-2275 (576 amino acids)
Biological process (GO): nervous system development; regulation of gene expression
Cellular component (GO): cytosol; cytoplasm; nucleus
Molecular function (GO): mRNA 3'-UTR binding
Source: RefSeq, a predicted model, not a curated record